Dermacentor silvarum is the source of this 2796-nucleotide messenger RNA. Its product is annotated as 4-galactosyl-N-acetylglucosaminide 3-alpha-L-fucosyltransferase FUT6. The transcript has 3 exons. Gene Ontology annotation, molecular function: alpha-(1->3)-fucosyltransferase activity. The coding region runs from base 1117 to 2313 and encodes 398 amino acids. Gene Ontology annotation, cellular component: membrane. Lineage: Eukaryota; Metazoa; Arthropoda; Arachnida; Ixodida; Ixodidae. The record is from RefSeq and is a predicted model, not a curated record.
CGAAGUCACGUUGGCCCCCACGUUGCGGCGUCCCACAACCCUACUUGGAACGCGCGCAGCGCGGAAGCCGUCGAAGCAGCGUGCCUGGCUCAAACUUCCGCGCGCGAGCGCGCAGCUCUCCAUGUUCGUACACUGCCUCGUAGUUUUACGGUACUGCAGCUACAUACAGCCCCGGUCCCCAAGCGUUCAAGUGUUUUUCGUUUCGAACUGCGGCGGUGCUUCGAACGGCGUGGCCUUCCUGGUUUCUCGAUUUCCCGAUGUGAACGUCGCGGCGGGGUGACAGUUGCAGCUGCUGCAACUGCGCUUUCUCCCGGUUGCUGCUGCUGGACGGUCGAGUUGAACAACCAACCACUCCUGCCGCCCCAUCGCCGCCACUUUCUCGUGGGGGUCUUGCGGGACGGAGAAGUUCGCGAGGAACGGGACAGCGAUGAUCCACUGCAACACUGUGAUCCACUGUGGCUUUCUGAUCGCUUCCGGAUUUGAAACGUAACACACGUGAUAGCUGAUCCGGCCAUCCCUGGAAUCCAUGCAGAUCCAUAUUGCGUCGUCUUUCGCGGCCCUGCGACAGUGAUUACUCCACGUUUAGUACGGCUAUUGCGAGACAGUUCGCGAUCAAGGCCUGUGAUACACUUGCCAUAUAGACCAGCUCCUUGAGCGACACUUGGGACCAGUGACAUCCGUGCUUUUCGCUGCCUUCCUGGUUGGUUGCUCAUCGAGCGACCGUCUACAAGCCGUCGAAGGAAAGCGUGAAGCGACGGCUUGUUUCGCUACGCCAGUUGUCGUUUUCAAGUUGGACACGUUUCGCCGGCGUCGUGCUUCGCCGCCCGUGUUGUGCUUCACAGGCUGCUUGCUGCCUUCUCGUUUUCGCUCAGUCGUCGCCGUCAAUUAACUUGCCGCGUUAGCGGCUUUUCGAGGGUGGCUCCCCUCAACCGGUUCUCCCGGUUCACGCGGCUCGGAGAGACAAUGCCCGGAUGUGAGGACGGCGCCGACACGCGGAUCGCGUUCCGGUGAUGCGCACGCGCCGAAGCCAGAGCGCGCCUUUCCGGCCAUGACCUGACGUCGUUGUGCAAUCGUUACACAGGGGAGCAAGGUGCUGGGAGAGAGACGCUCGAUGCUAUGCGGGUCAUCAUGCUGCGGCAGAAGAACUUCAAGUACUUCUACUUCGUAGCCGCCAUCUUUUCGCUCAGUCUUCUCCUCCUAUCCCUGCUGAAGACUGGUGUGAGCAACGACGACAACGCGAUCGCGCCCGCGUCGCUGCCCUUCGGCGACGCGGACGCCUUGGCGUCGUCGACGACGUACAGGAUCCUCAUCUGGGACGUCGGCAAGCGCAUGGCGAGACGGUUCCUGCGCUCCUUCGGCGACACCGAGAAGGACCCGUUCGCGUUGUGCAGCGUACGCAACUGCGUCCUGGAAACCUCCAACGACAGGAUCGCCGACGCGGACGCCGUCAUGUUUCACCUGCACCUCACCAAGGGACCCCACACGCUGCCAAACUCCCGCAGGAGACCCGGCCAGUUCUGGAUCUUCUUCACCGACGAGUCCCCGCUGCACACUUUCCUGCUUACCAGGCGCUACAACAUGAGUCACUACAACGGCCUCUUCAACCUGAGCAUGACAUACCGCGGCGACUCCGACGUGCCGGUGCCUUACGGCCGGACGGUCCAGCUGCCCGAACCUCCCGGCGAGCCGGAGGUCGCGGUGCAGCGAGACUACGCGGCCUCGAAGAACAAGCUGGUCGCCAUCUUGGGCAGCAACUGUGGCGGGGCCAACUUGCGCUGGCCGUACGUCAAGGAGCUGGCCAAGCACGUCAAGGUGGACGUCUACGGCGGCUGCGGCACCAAGGUCUGUCCGGGACACUUCACGCGCGACUGUGACGCCACCAGAGGUUACAAGUUUUACCUGGCGUUCGAGAACAGCAACUGCCGCGAGUACGUGACCGAGAAGCUCUGGUGGAACGCCUACCACAAGGAGGUCGUGCCCGUGGUCAUGGGCGCGUCCCAGCAGGAGUACGCCAGGCUGGCGCCGCCGCACUCGUUCAUCCACGUGGAAGACUUCAGGGAUCCCCAAGACCUUGCCAGGUACCUGCUGUACUUGGACGGCAACGCGAGCGCCUACAACGAGUAUUUCGCGUGGAAGAGAAAGUACGUCGUGAGAAACGAGCACGGCUACUUUGGCUCCCCGUCGCUUCAUUUAUGUCGAAUGUGCGAGGCUGUGAAUCGCCUUCAGGGCACGACCAAGGUCUACAACAACCUCGAGAGCUUCUGGAAUCCGAAGACAGACUGCCGGCCCCCCGUGUGGGUGCCUACUUACUAAAGCGUGUGAUAUGUAAUAUGUCCUUUUGUACGUUAGGUUAUGUUCUUUUUUCAAUGGUGAUAUACCCAUGGACUCGCAUUUCGACUUUCGCGUGGCGAACGUCUAGUCACGAAACAAAGCUAUGUUGCGUGAUGAUUGCGUGCGCGGGAGCUUCCCGCGCAAGGACACUUAGUUGUGCGGCUUACAUUUAUAAGCUUCGAACGGGAUCGUGUGUAGCCGUUCGUGGUAUGUUUGUGCAAACGCGGUUCCUGUUUAUUGACAAUUCUAGUCACCUUCCCUGGACGGUUACCUACAUAAAGAAUUUGUUUCUAUGUUCAUGUCACCUGUUUUUGUUUAUGGGCGAUUGUGUAUCAUGGCGUUUAGGCCGCAUAACGUAUUCGCCCGCUUAAUUACAGCAUCGAAUAAACAGUGCCCUGUGGUCCAAGCGCGUUCGUGCAUGUGAAAGUGGGUACAGGAAAUGCAUUAAAGUGGAGGUUAUUCUUA